Molecule: messenger RNA, 1010 nt
Organism: Dromaius novaehollandiae (emu)
Lineage: Eukaryota; Metazoa; Chordata; Aves; Casuariiformes; Dromaiidae
Gene: HMX3
Product: H6 family homeobox 3
Exons: 2
Coding region: 87-1010 (307 amino acids)
Biological process (GO): regulation of transcription by RNA polymerase II
Cellular component (GO): nucleus
Molecular function (GO): DNA-binding transcription factor activity, RNA polymerase II-specific; RNA polymerase II transcription regulatory region sequence-specific DNA binding
Source: RefSeq, a predicted model, not a curated record
CCCCCGCGCCGCCGGGAGCUGCCACCUGCGCGCCGGGCGCCGGCUGCGGGGCCAGCGGCGGCCAGGAGCCGGGCGGGCGCCGCAGGAUGCCGGAGACCGGGCAGGAGCCGCCCAGCGCCGCGCCGCCGCCGCCCAAGGAGUCCUUCUACAUCAAGAACCUGCUCAACGGCGACCCCCCCAAGGCGCCCCCCAAGCAGCCGCGGGCGCUGUUCGCCCCCUCGGGCAAGGCGGCCGCGGACGGCGCCGGCUUCGCCCUCUCGCAGGUGGGCGACAUCGCCUUCCCCCGCUUCGAGAUCCCGGCGCCGCGCUUCGCCCUGAGCGCCCACUGCCUGGAGCGCGCCCAGACCUGGUGGUACCCCUACGCGCUCGCGCCCGCCGGCGCCCACCUGCCCCGCGCGGAAGCCGCGGAGAAAUCCCUCCUGAGGGACUCGUCCCCCGCCUCGGGCACCGACAGGGACUCCCCGGAGCCGCUGCUCAAGGCGGACGCGGAGCACAAGGACCUGGACUCCAAGAGCCCCGACGAGAUCGUCCUGGAGGAGAGCGACUCGGAGGAGGGGAAGAAGGAGGGCGCCGGGGAGGACUGGAAGAAGCGCGAGGAGAGCCCCGAGAAGAAGCCGUGCCGCAAGAAGAAGACGCGCACGGUGUUCAGCCGCAGCCAGGUCUUCCAGCUGGAGUCCACCUUCGACAUGAAGCGCUACCUGAGCAGCUCCGAGCGCGCCGGCCUGGCCGCCUCGCUGCACCUCACAGAGACCCAGGUGAAGAUCUGGUUCCAGAACCGCCGCAACAAGUGGAAGCGGCAGCUGGCGGCCGAGCUGGAGGCGGCCAACCUCAGCCACGCGGCCGCGCAGCGCAUCGUGCGCGUCCCCAUCCUCUACCACGAGAACUCGGGCGCCGAGGGCGGCGCGGCGGGCGGCAGCGCCCCCGGCACCCAGCCGCUGCUCACCUUCCCCCACCCCGUCUACUACUCGCACCCCGUGGUCACCUCCGUGCCGCUGCUGCGGCCCGUCUGA